Molecule: messenger RNA, 853 nt
Organism: Erpetoichthys calabaricus (reedfish)
Lineage: Eukaryota; Metazoa; Chordata; Cladistia; Polypteriformes; Polypteridae
Exons: 2
Coding region: 68-823 (251 amino acids)
Source: RefSeq, a predicted model, not a curated record
CCCACCUGGAGAUGAAGCCUUCUGAAAGUGUUCUCUGCAUGUGGUGCCAGGCUGCCUCUCAAACCACAUGUCAAGUACCCUUGUGGCAGACUCCGUCGUAAGGCACGCUGCUUUUUGGAAUAUUUACCAAAGCACUUUGCUAAUGGAUUUUUAUGACUGUCUAUUGGUCCUCUUCAUUACCUGGUUCAUAUUUAUCAUGGAAGAGCAAAUAAUUCAGAAGCUUCGCUGGACAAUCUGCCACUUCUCCAAUGCCCUGAACCAGCUCUGCCUAAUCGCUGACCCUCUGCACUUUGUGCUGUUCCAGUUUGGCAAAUUUGUUAUCCAAAUGAGCAGGAUGACAUUUCAUCUCAACUUGUCUGUUGGUCACCUGCUGGCAUCCCUGAUUCUCUUGAAACUGGCAAGGGAGUCCACCCAGAUGGAUGAACAUUUUAAUGAAGCUCACCGCCAGAGGACUGAGGCACAAAACCAGCUGCGGCAGGUCUCCCUCCGACUACCCGGGGCAGCAGUCUGUCUUUUUGAGAUGCUGUAUCGACUGUGUGAGAUGGCAUCUCAGCUACUAGAGGUGGCACUCUCAGCUUGCUUUGCUUUGUUCUAUCUCUUAGAGAGUGCACUUUGUUUACUCAAGGCUUCUGUUCAUCACUGCCAAAAUAUUAUCAUUUCCUGGAGUGGAGCAUCGUCAGAACGUCGGUCAAAAAACCACCACGUCAACUGUCUGACUUCCAACAGCUUUGGGAUUUCACACAAUUUGUCUUCAGCUUCUGAAACUCUUUUUCAUGGAGAUCCAAACCCUUUGAAUAUACUAAACACUCCUGUCAAAUUGUAAAAACAAAAAUAACAAUACAAGAGAAAGAAA